Cydia strobilella is the source of this 1900-nucleotide messenger RNA. RefSeq names its product gamma-secretase subunit Aph-1 (gene aph-1). The record is from RefSeq and is a predicted model, not a curated record. Gene Ontology annotation, molecular function: protein-macromolecule adaptor activity. Gene Ontology annotation, biological process: Notch signaling pathway; Notch receptor processing; positive regulation of catalytic activity. Bases 475 to 1197 code for a protein of 240 amino acids. NCBI's taxonomy places the organism in Eukaryota, Metazoa, Arthropoda, Insecta, Lepidoptera, Tortricidae. The transcript is spliced from 3 exons. Gene Ontology annotation, cellular component: membrane; gamma-secretase complex; endoplasmic reticulum.
UCUUGAUAGUUAGCAUCGUGAUUAAUUACUUUGUUUUUUGCUUAUUAAUAUUGUUUAAAGUGUAAUAUCGAUAGCUUAUUAUACAGUAAACUAAUGUGGUAGUGUGCAGUGAAUGGAGAAUUAAUUUUGAAGCGCGUUUAACCACCAUCUUGGAGUCAACGGCCGGUAGUCCACGUGCUUCUUGUAAAGACUAGCUAUCGAUUUACAAGAGCUAACAAAUCACCGUACACUGUCUUGUACAACCGUACAAUUUUUGUCGUUUGUAAACCUCUCAAUACCUUGAUACUGGCGAAAUAGUCCCACUGGGCUGAAGCCAUAAUUUUAAAAGAAGAAGAAGAAGAAUGUUAUCAUAAGAAUCACUAUUUUUAGUAUAGCAUCAAUGAAUUGAACCAUAUAGCGUCAGUUAUUCACCAUCAAUAUAGUAUUGAUAAUUUUACUUUAUUUUAAGUGUAUUCGAAGUAAAAGUAUAGUAAGAUGACUUUCGCCGAAUUCUUCAGCUGUUCCCUGCUGGCCUUUGGGCCUCCUCUCGUAAUGUUCGCAAUGACAAUCGCCAAUGAUCCUGUGAGGAUUAUUAUUAUGAUCGCAGCAGCGUUUGGGUGGCUACUGUCAUUCCUGUUAUCGUCACUUGUGUGGUUCGCUGUAGUGCCUUUACGGACAUAUUUAGUGUUUGGAAUGGUGUUUGCUAUUAUAUUUCAGGAGCUCUUCCGCUAUGGCAUGUAUGUGCUUCUCCGGAAGACUGAGGCUGGCCUGAAGGAGAUCUCGGAGAAUCAUGAGAUUGGCAGUAACAAGUUGGAGAUGGCUUACGUUUCUGGGCUGGGAUUUGGAGCAAUGAGUGGUGCAUUUGCUCUUGUCAAUGUCCUAGCUGAUUCGGUUGGACCAGGUACUCUAGGCCUUCACAACGGCACAGAAUAUUUUUUUGUUACAAGUGCUGCCAUGACACUCUGCAUGAUCCUGCUCAACACUUUCUGGAGCGUCAUCUUCUUUAGUGGCCUUGAUGACAAAUACUAUCCAAAGAUAGUCUGGGUGGUUGGGUCCCAUUUCUUUGUAUCAGCAUUAAGUUUACUAAAUAGAAAUGAACUGUAUGCAGCUACUAUUAUACCAUCAUAUAUAGUGCUGAUAGUAACAGCGUAUUUAGCGUACAGGUCCGCAGGAGGUACUGGUAGAAGCUUUUUGCAAAGCUUUUCUUCCAGAACAUAGAAUAGGAGUUACUAAGUGGCCCAGUGCCUAUAUUGUAAAUGAUCAUUGAUCUCGUGAGAUAACCUGGCCUGUACAUUUAGAUGCUGAACUUCCUACGCGUCAAAAGAUUCAUUUUCGGAAGUACUAGAUUCCUUUUCGGUAUUAAAUCAUCAAUCAAGUUUGCAUUUGAAACAAGGACUUGUUUCCUGAUUUACGAAGUUGUGAUACCUGACAAAAGAAUGUGUUGUGGAGAAUGAGUACCAAUAGCACCAUUACCUACCAAUAUCCUUCAAAUCGAUUGGUACUCCUAAUCGGAGGACUGCCGUUGGGUUUUGUAUUUAUACAGUGUCGGAAUUUAUAUCUUUUAAUUUAAUUAUUUUCUAAUAAGUUUUAAAAUAUAAGAUGUUAAUCCAUUCCUAAUUAAACUAUAUUCAUAUUUUUUUUAUUAGUAUUAUGAAAUUCAUGAAAUAUGCAUAACGGGUUUGUGUAUUUACCUUAAAAUUGGGCAAUGAUAUGUAUUUAAUAGGAAUUUAUUUCUUUUUAACAAGCCAAUGUAUAGAGAGACAAUAAUGAAAUUAAUGAGAUAGAUAGAUGAGAUAAUAAAAGCUUAUAAAUUAGGUUUAACAUUAAUUUAUUAUAAAUUCAAACUAGGCCAAGUUUAAUUGUACAAAUUGGACGGAAAAUUCUUAAUUAUCACAAAUAAAAUUAAACAUACUAAAUACCA